AUGGCAGACCCGGACGGUGGGUGCCUAGUGGCCCGUGCCGUACCAUGCGCCCUCCCCAGGGCCGCCAACGAUGACGACCUGACCGCUCAGCUCGAGCAGCUUUCUGUCAAUGAUGCCAAAGACCAGGAGAAGAAGAAGCAGCAACGCAAGGAGAUCAACAACAUUUCCCCGGCCGACUACGUCACGCUCCAGAGCAUCCGCUCCUCGGCUCUCGCCAAGAAGACCAACACCACCUCGAAAUUCGGGCGUGGCGGCGCUGCACUCUUUGCCGACCUGCUGAACAAGGGCGAGGACAAGGAGGAGAAGAAGGAGGCCAAGAAGGACGUCAAGAAGGAGGAGGAAAAGAACGAGGAGCCGGUUGGGGACAAGAAGAAGGAGGAUGACGAUGAGAAGAAGACUGAUGAUAAGGAGGAGGAUGAGGAGAAGAAGGAAAAGACCGAGGAGGGCGAGGAGGGCGAACUUCUUGCUCGCGGACCUGUGCGCAGCGGUCACGCUGCCUAUGGACACCACCCGUACAUGUACCGUAUCCCGUACGGAACGGCUGCCCAGACUGUGGAGGGGCAACGAGCCGCCAAGGAGAAGCUGCGCGCGCUGAUCUCGGAUUCGGAUAUGGACUCCGCCUGGGCUUGGACCUGCAAGUGUAUGCAGUACGCCCCGGGGGCCCUGUCGCACCAGGACAACGACCGCGACACCCUCCUCCACAUCGUCACCAUCCACACCGAUCUGGCCAAGAUCUACGCCCUCGUCGAGCAGCAGCUCAAGACCAACUACUCGCGCGACGCCAAGCCGUUCGACCUCCCGAACCGCUUCCACGAGACCCCGCUUUUCCUGGCGGUCGAGAAGCGACGGGCCGAGGUCGUCGCCUACCUCCUUGAGGCCGGCGCCCACCCCAACUCCCAGACGCUGCGCCCAGAACGCGAAUGCGCCAUCCACUACGCCGCCUCCCGAGGCAUGAGCGACAUCGUCAAGAUCCUCUGCUCCAACCCGGAGACCGACGUUAACAAGCUGAACGGCAUGGGCAGCUCGGCCCUGCUGUGCGCCAUCCGGAACCACGGGGCCAUGGACGAGGAGCAGCGCCAGAUCAUCGACAACAAGGACACCAUCCGGGAGUUGAUGAGGGCCGGAGCCGACCCGAUGCUGGUUGAUGCCACGAAUGGAAAGACCGUCAUCCACUACGCCGUUGAGAGGAUGAACGCCGAGCUGAUCGAGCUGUUCAAGGAGUUUCUGAACGAGCCGCAGAUGACCGAGCUGGUCAACCAGGGUGACUUGUGCAGCGAGACGCCGAUGAUGUUGCUGCAGCAGCAGAGGGCUGAGAAUCCUCAGGCCCAGCAACUGCGCUCGAACCUCUUCCUCACGCUCACCAUCUGCGGCGCCGAGAUCAAGAGGGAA
This is a messenger RNA of Mesorhabditis spiculigera, 1389 nucleotides long. Lineage: Eukaryota; Metazoa; Nematoda; Chromadorea; Rhabditida; Rhabditidae. The record is from the annotation of a GenBank genome assembly.